Molecule: messenger RNA, 2731 nt
Organism: Corticium candelabrum
Lineage: Eukaryota; Metazoa; Porifera; Homoscleromorpha; Homosclerophorida; Plakinidae
Product: zinc finger FYVE domain-containing protein 1-like
Exons: 7
Coding region: 6-2663 (885 amino acids)
Biological process (GO): lipid droplet formation
Cellular component (GO): lipid droplet
Molecular function (GO): phosphatidylinositol-3,4,5-trisphosphate binding; GTPase activity; 1-phosphatidylinositol binding
Source: RefSeq, a predicted model, not a curated record
UCAUCAUGGAGUGCAAAGAGAGACUGGUCUGUGACGGCGCGCAAGCCGUGUACAAGUGUGAUGACUGCGAGUCUGUUCAGUGCUCUGAAUGCUUAGAAAGUCUACACGGACUGACGUCCAUAUAUAGGAAACACAAUAUGAGUCGUCUUGACGUGCCCCUCUGUAAGGGCCCUUGCAAUCCCAAGCAACAGGCGGCCAUGCUAUGUACGGUCUGUAAAGCCAAGUUGUGUCAGAGUUGUGAUGAGAAGGUACACAGCGGUCGCAGAAGCGGCCACGAGCGAGUAGCAAUGGACGAUUGCGUCAGCACUGCUAGUGCAGAGUCAGCAGCUCGUGCAAAUGAGACGAGAGCGCUUGGUGUUGACGUUCAAACGAGCGCAGUGAAGGUUCCUUUAAAUCGAAAGGAGACUGCAACUUCUCAGAUUCAGGAAGUAAACGACACGAAGCGACGUGAAGAAGUCCAGCAAGUCAAGCCGCCAGGGGAUUCCCCUCCACAAGCUUCGGAUCUUCUCAUCAGUUUUGACAGUCUCACCCCGCUGACAGCGGCACAUGCUAACUCACAGCAUUCAACAAAUCUUGAUUUGCUCGGCUGGGAUAGUAAUGCUGUAGACCAUUUGACUAGUGCAACUCCUGCUGUUGAUACUGCUGCAAGGCCAACUGUGUCAUCUUCAUCACCAGAUCAACGGUCACGUGACUGUCAAAGUCUGCUGUUAGUCAAUGAGCAAGAGCAGCUUAUGGUUGACAGUGUUGAGGAAUUAGUUACGAAACUAGACAUCGACCCUUCUGAUUGUGUCAAGGUUGUUUCCAUAAUUGGCAAUACAGGCGAUGGCAAAUCACAUACACUAAACCAGGCUUUCUUCAAUGGUCGAAAUAUUUUCUGCACAUCUCCCCAUCAAGCUACGUGCACCAUUGGUGUGUGGUGUGCGUAUGAUCCUAACAAACAUCUGUUGUUCCUCGAUACUGAAGGCAUGCUGGGUUCAACUUCACGUCAAAAGGAACGCACUCGCUUACUUCUAAAGAUUCUUGCCAUCUCUGACAUUGUGAUUUAUCGUACUAGAGCCGAACGACUUCACAAUGACAUGUACCACUUUCUUAGUACUGCAUCACAAUCUUAUAAGAAGUUCUUUGCCUCUGAGUUAGCAGCUGUUUCAGAAACAUUGAAGCUUGAUAAGCAGCAUUGUGGUCCGAUUGUAAUCAUUUUUCAUGAGACCACACACACAGUUUUGCUUGGUCAGGGCGAAUUUCCUCAGAUGACGUCGAAGUUGAGACCUUCUAAUGCCAGCAAGCUGUUGCGGCAACGAUUUGACGAGCUAAAGCAGUCUCCUGAUGCUUUCAGUGCAUUGCAUUAUAUUGGUACUCGAACACAGACUGAACCUACUGACUUCAAGACAUUGACGAAAGCAGUUACGACGCUGGCUCAUGACAACAGUGUGCGAUCCCCACGGCGUAUUGAAGUAGUUUACCAAAGCUUGCUGGCGCUCAACUCUAAGUUCAGUCAUACCUUGCCAAACGAAUCUCCAGUUGGCUUUGCAGAUGAGUACUUUACUUGCCAACAGAAAUGUUUGGUUUGCGAAAAGCGUUGUUCAAUACCAAUGAAUCACGAGAAAGAUGACAUUCCACAUGAACCACAGGGCAACAAGCCAUGUUUGUCUAGCCACGAUUACGAUAACAAAACUUACAUUUGCCAGACAUGUUACAAUGAUCGUGGAAAGAAACAGACGGUACUUCCUAAAUCAAUUAGUUCAAAGGAUUCCAAUUUGGUUGGUCUGAUGAAGUAUGCCUGGUCAGGAUAUAUACUUGAAUGUCCUCAGUGUGGAAUUAUCUACCGAAGCAGGCAGAACUGGUUUGGCACUACGCUUGGACCGAACGAAGCAGGAGCAGUUCGAACAGAAUAUCAACACGUUUGGAAUAAGUCUGAACACAGUGGCCAAGGAACACACAAUGCUGCUCGAAGACUCAUAGAAACUGUUAGUACAGCAGCAACUAGCAUGGGACGCUUGACAGCCCCUGCAGCGAGCGCCAUGUCUGAAUGGGUUAAUGACAAGGUAGCACCGUCUUACUGGGUGCCGAAUUCCCAACUGAAAGCUUGUCACAUGUGUAAUAUUCAGUUCAAUUCUGAUGCAACAAAGCAUCACUGCCGAGCUUGUGGUAGGGGAUUCUGUUAUCGUUGCUCAAGCAAGAGUUACCCAGUACCAUCACAUGGCUGGGGAGACACCCCUGUUCGUGUGUGUGACAAGUGCUUCGAAAAACUCCAAAAAGAAACCGAGACAGACACCAAAGAAGGUGUUGAAGGCAGUCAACAAAGUGGAGAGUGUGAACCUGCACCUGCAGACGUUAUGGCUCGAAAAGUCACAGAGGUCGUCCGUUCGGCUGUAGGUGUCGUUGCUACUGCUGUAGGAUACUCCAAAGAGUUAAUCACUGAUUCAGCAAGGCCUGAAUAUUGGGUUCCAGACGCAGACAUCACCAACUGCACCGUAUGCAAUACAGAAUUCACAGAGAAGGCAAGUAAGCAUCAUUGCCGUUCGUGUGGCAAGGGCGUCUGCGACAAGUGCUCAAGCAGUCGCUAUCCGGUACCAUCUCGUGGCUGGGACGAAGAAGUUCGGGUGUGUGAUACAUGUGUCAAGAAGAAUUACGGGAACAAAAGAAAUUCAAAAGGAACUGACUAAUUGCGCUAGGUAGCUUGUUUUGUAUAAUAUCAUUUACAAUAAACUAGCGUUACUGCUCUUGUUGUUGA